AUCCGCAGCCUCCUGGCCCGGCAGUGCCUGGAGGAGUUUCUGGCUGUGUUUGUGCUCGUGCUCCUCAUACAGGGGUCUUCAGCCCAGGCUGUCACCAGUGGAGGAACCAAAGGAAACUUCUUCACCAUGUUUUUGGCUGGCUCUCUGGGUGUUAUACUAGCCAUCUAUGUGAGUGGUAACGUCUCAGGGGCCCACCUGAAUCCAGCCUUCUCCCUGCCCAUGUGCCUCCUGGGACGCCUCCCCUGGGCCAAGUUUCUCAUUUACUCCUUGGUGCAGUUGCUGUCUGCUUUCUGUGCCUCUGGAGUCACCUAUGCUCUCUAUUAUGAUCUACAGAACUACACAGGUGGGAAUCUGACAGUGGCUGGUCCCAAGGAGAUGGCUUCCAUCUUUGCUACCUACCCUGCCCCCUGUCUAUCUCUGAGCAAUGGCUUCCUGGAUCAGGUUCUAGGCACCUGGAUGCUGAUGGUGGGGGUCCUGGCCAUCCUGAACACACAGAACAAGGGAGUGCCUGCAGGUCUGGAGGCUGUGAUAGUGGGGUUACUGAUCCUGGCCAUCAUGCUAUCCAUGGGUGCCAACUGUGGGCUCCCAAUCAACCCCGCCCAGGACCUCGGCCCAUGGCUUUUCACCUACGUAGCUGGAUGGGGCCCUGAAGUGUUCAGUGCUGGCAAUGUGUGGUGGGUUCCUGUGGUGGGCCCUCUAGCGGGGGCCACGCUUGGCACAGCCACAUACCAGCUGCUGGUGGCACAGCACAAUCCUGAGACUCAGCCAUCCCAGGAUCUACAGGAAGCCUCAGACUCGGGAAGGCAGGCCGCAACUCAGCUGCAGGAGAGUAGGCUGUGACUCUGACAAGACAGUCCUCACCUCCCUCAUGGACACUUGAGAGGGCCAGAUACCCCAUGCCUGGUGACAAGAUGUUCUUUCUCUUUAUUAAUACGCCAGGCCCUGGGCAGCUUCUCUGUGUACUCAUCUAGGCAUCUCCUCCUCCUAAACUGGGGAGGAUGCCUGGAGAGGGAGAACGAGGAGGCUCAGGUACCAGACUAAGGCUUCUCAUCCCCUCUUUGCUCACGCAGGUUUUCGGACCCCGGACUUCCAAGAACGUAGUUCCUCCAAAAAGCCGCCAGAGGGUGCGCACCCUGGAAACCGCAUUGGGAAGGCUUCGGGAAUCUGCAGGAUGGUGGGGGCCGACCAUCCUGUGCAGGGCAUAAUCCAGGGGACUUCUUCCAAAGCCUGGCCCCCACUGACUGACUCCCAGAUCGCGUAGCCUCAGCGCCGCCCGCCUUUAAGCUGACUGGGGCGCCUUGCCCAGAUUCAGCCACCCCGCAGAUAGUAAUUAGGGUUGGUGGUAGGAAAACCGCCUCCACCAAGGGGGCGUGGGACGGGGUGGGGGGGACGGGAAAGGGAGGGCCGCCAGAAGAACACAGCCAGUCAAGUGGCUGGAGACUGCGAGAGCAAGAUGGAGAAACUGAGGCACGACCCCAUACCUAGGCAUUCCGAGCUGUGUCAUUCAAGGAGAGGCUGAACUACAGUGAGAAGAGAUGAGCCAGGGCGAGGAGAGAAGGCGAAGGGGCAGAAGGCCCCGAGCGGAAAGAGUAGGAGUAAAGGCCAGCUGGCGCGGAGGAAAAUUCUCAUCGUUCAGCGCGUCCUCAGCUCUCACACACCUCCCCGACGAAGAGAGGUCUCUUUUAGCAGAGAAGCAGCGUUCUUCUGUUUCCCUUUUUUCAAAUUAAAAAUAAAAAAUCUCAGAGCUA
Molecule: messenger RNA, 1748 nt
Organism: Odocoileus virginianus texanus
Lineage: Eukaryota; Metazoa; Chordata; Mammalia; Artiodactyla; Cervidae
Source: RefSeq, a predicted model, not a curated record